Cimex lectularius (bed bug) is the source of this 1643-nucleotide messenger RNA. Its product is annotated as myb-like protein X. Gene Ontology annotation, molecular function: zinc ion binding; nucleic acid binding. The transcript has 2 exons. Bases 187 to 1392 code for a protein of 401 amino acids. The record is from RefSeq and is a predicted model, not a curated record. Lineage: Eukaryota; Metazoa; Arthropoda; Insecta; Hemiptera; Cimicidae.
UUUAUACUUCGAGCCAGGAGGUUUGUUAACUGCUUACUGCCAUACUGCGUUGUAUGCACACGUGAUGACAUGACAGUUGUAUUUAACUCAAAUGAAAUUUAAGUUCUGAUACAAACCAAUUUGAUCGAAUUAAAGAAAUUUGGGCGCAUUUAAUAUUUUUGACAGAUCUUGGCUAAUUUCUAUAGAAUGACUAGAUUUGCAAGAGUGCAAGGUGUCGGCAAACCUUCGUUCAACAAAGUAGCCGAGGAUUCGACUCCGUGGGAAGUGUUGAAGCAACCCAUAGAGGAAUGUUCGGAUGAGGAGGAAGAAAGUAGGGACGAGAACCAGAUUGAAACUAAAGUAGAGAAUGCAGAAGAAACUAUUCCUACUCCUGUUAAUACCGUGUGGUGUGAGUUUGAAGAAAAUCUUUCACUAAAAAUGAAAGAGAGAGAGCGUAUAAAUGAUAAUUCAAACAAAGAGCAAGGUAAAAAGAAACAAAACAAAGCUCAUGAGGACUUUGGGGAUGGUAUGAAUUUGCAAAAAGAAAACCAUAAUCUUAGUGUAAAUGAUACAGAGGAUACAGAGAUUGAUGAUAUAAAACAAAAAGAAAAAAAGAAAAAAUUGUCUAAAAUGGAAAUUGAUAUUCACAAAGAUACAGAAGAAGAAGGAAAUGCUGCAGAAGAGCAGCAAAAUGAACACACAGAUGGAAUGACACAAUGUGACAAUACAGAAGACAAAUGUAAAUCGUACAAAAGAAGAAAGCCAGAUGAGGGUAAUAAGACUGUGCUUGUCGAUGGACAAGAAAUUAAAAUAGUAAGAUUCGGUGGGUUCUAUGUGAAAGAGGAUGAUGCAAACAGGCUAAAGGAAAUGAAGAAAGAACUUCAAAACAAAAAUUUACCAAUGUCAAAGAUACAAUUUUUAAUAAAAAAGGAAAGGCAAAAAGCUGAGAGGUCUUUGGCAAAAAUGAAGAAGAAGUUGUGCUUCAAUUGUCGCAAAUAUGGCCACAAUUUAUCCUCUUGUCCCACUCUCACAUCCAGUGGGAUAUGUUACAAGUGUGGAUCAACAGAACACUCGAUGUUCCAGUGCAAGGCGCCCUGGGAUGAACUCAAAUUUGCUUCCUGCUUUAUCUGCAAAGAGCAAGGCCAUCUAUCUAAGAACUGUCCAGAUAAUCCACGUGGCCUCUACCCGAAUGGUGGUGGAUGUAGGCUCUGUGGGGAUGUGACCCAUCUUAAACAGGACUGCCCUAAAAGCCUACAGAAAAAUAGGAAAUUUAAUAAAGUUGUGUCUGUCGACACUUUAAAAAAAGGAAAGUUUAGUGUGGAUGAAGAUUAUCAAGAAAAUGCAAACCACACAAAAUUUCAUUCAAAAAAUAAUUAUAGCCAGCCUAAACCUAAGAAAAUUAUCUUUAAAUAAUAAUUUUGCAAGUAUUUACAUAAUUUCACUGUUUUAAUUUUUAUACAUAUGUAUUAUAAAUUUUAUAAUUUUUUUCUCAUACCGAUUAAAAUAUUUUUUGGAAAUGUGGACAAGCACACUUUGAGCAUAUGUAUAUAUUAAUAUAUUAGAACUAUUAAACAAAAAAUGUGUCAUCCUUCACUGAACAAUAUGUACCAAUUUUUAGUACCAUUAAAUAAAAAAAGAUAUAAAACAAAUUAAGAUUAAAUAAA